CUCCUUCCAUGGCGUCCAGCUAAACUUUAAUAAUGAGAAAAGUUUGGAAUAAUCAAGAGCAAAAUUUCCCAACCGGCCUUCUGUCCUUACUCUGUCUUUCAGAGCACGCUGUUUUUCCGCAGAUUGUGUUAUCAGGGCUUGGCAUUGCUGCACACUGGAACAGCUGAUAGGAGGAGUCAGCUCAACUGAAAAUUAACCUUUUAUAAGCUUCAAAAGAACCUACACAACACCCAAACAGCCUCUUAUUUACAACUGACAGGCUACCAGAUGUGUAAUUUCUUUGAGACGUGCGUGGAGCAGCGUGUUGUCACCUAGCAGUUUGUGGCGAGAGGACAGCAGGUCAUUGUAACAAACAGUUAUGUGUCUCCACCAGGUGGACUUUUUCCAGUGAAAGCCUCUUCUAAAUGUGCUCAACGGCCAACUAUGUUCUCCCAUUGAGGAGAACCUGUGAGGUGGUGGCUACUCCAGGCAGGCUGUGCGGGGGGCUGCCCAUGCCUGCUAAUUUUAAUGGAGUCAGGCCUCAUGGACCGCCACAGGACAUGGAGAUGGACAUGGCUUGGCAGGAGUUGAUGGCCAUCACUGAGCUCCAGGAAUUCGAAGUCCAAAGUGGAAACUCCUAUGAAGCUGCACAUUAUCAACCCAUGCAGCCUAUGGCCCCCGCUGGAGAGUUUGGGAUGACUCAAUCCCAUUCAGAACCUCCUGCUGCUGCUGCUGCCUGCGAGCUGAGCACUGCUGACACUUACGAGGGAUGCUACUCUGAAGAAGUUCCUGCUUGCCAUCGUCUCAACAACAACACAGAUGCGGUGUAUGGAAAUGCAGAUUCACAGCUGCCUCACAGAAUGCUUCCCAUCACCUCCCACGCUCAGCCGUCUCUUAUAAACAUGGCAGGUACCGCUCAGUGUCAUAUAAGGCCGAACGCCAGCAUCUCUCAGGGUUUAAGUCGACACAUGCUGUGGACUACGCUGGGGCAAAACGCCCAUGUUCGCUCUGGGGAUGAUCUGGAAUCAGAUUCGGGUCUCUCACUGGGAUCCAGCCCAGUCACUUCUUCUCCAGAUAAUCCUGCCGGGGGCGGACCAGGUUACCAAAAUGUUGAUAUGGGAACACAAUAUAGUGAUUGUGAACCAGAAAGCAUGACCGAGCAUGGAAGAAGAGGCCACAUACAUUAUCCAAUGGACUAUCAGAGUCAAACUCUCCCAUAUCUACACUCAGGUGGACACACACCUUACUUUUCACCUCAACCCAGUUACCCUCACUCACAAACUUGUUCUAUGAAUCCUCGACCUCUGAAGCAGCCCGUUACCGCUGACCUGUACGGCAAUGCAACAGUGACCAGCAGAGGGAGCUCAUACAGCAUGCACACAAAGUCACAAGGCAGCAGCUCCACUCCUGCUCCUCUGAGCAGAGAUGAGCGCAAGGCUGUGGCUCUGAAGAUUCCCUUCCCCUUGGAUAAGAUCAUCAAUCUCCCUGUGGAUGACUUCAAUGAGCUCCUGACACAGUACACUUUGACAGACACUCAACUCGCACUGGUCAGAGACAUUAGGCGCAGAGGAAAGAACAAGGUGGCGGCCCAGAACUGCAGGAAGAGGAAGCUGGAGAGCAUUGUUCACCUGGAGAGAGAGCUGAACCACCUGCAGGCCCAAAGAGAACAUCUGGCACAGGAGCGGCUGGAGUUCCAACGUAGCUUGACUUUCAUCAAGUGCCGACUCACAGACCUCUACAGGGAAGUUUUCUCUCAUUUACGAGACGAAGAUGGCCAGCCUUACUCCACAGAUGAAUAUUCUUUACAACAAACUCCUGAUGGAAGUAUUUAUUUGGUACCUCAUUCAAUGGAUAAGAGAGACCAGUGUUAGUCCAGCAAGUGGACUAAACAACUUGCUUGUGAUUUUUGCAACAGUUUGAGUAAAAACUUGCCAAAUGUAACGGUAAACAUUUUCUGCCCCUUAAAAAUGAUUGAAACCAAACCAUUUAAAAUGU
Poecilia latipinna (sailfin molly) is the source of this 1974-nucleotide messenger RNA. RefSeq names its product nuclear factor, erythroid 2 (gene nfe2). Gene Ontology annotation, cellular component: nucleus. The record is from RefSeq and is a predicted model, not a curated record. Bases 405 to 1850 code for a protein of 481 amino acids. The transcript is spliced from 3 exons. Gene Ontology annotation, molecular function: RNA polymerase II cis-regulatory region sequence-specific DNA binding; DNA-binding transcription factor activity, RNA polymerase II-specific. Gene Ontology annotation, biological process: regulation of transcription by RNA polymerase II. Lineage: Eukaryota; Metazoa; Chordata; Actinopteri; Cyprinodontiformes; Poeciliidae.